AUGGUUUGUGGUGCAGAAUGUAUUGCCAAAACUAGGGUGAAGAGUGCUAGUCCUGGUGUUGGAAACGACGAUCAGCGCAAUUUUGUAGCAGAUUGUGAUGGGUGCAAGGAAUUUUUCAAAUUUAUACGUCAAAUUCUAGCCAGUCGUGAAGUUCGACUGGAAGUUGAAUUUAUGGCGGAAAGGAUGUGCCGUCUUCUUCCCGGACCCCAACUGGUCCGGAGAUGUCAACGUUUCACACGGGCCAAUUUGAAUCAGUUUCUGAAAACACUGUCUACUUUGGUCAAGCCACACCGAUUUUGUCAAUCCAUGCGACUGUGCCCUCGUAAUCAGACAUACGAACCGGAGGAAUUGGAUAACAGUGAGUUGAUUGUGUACGCCAACAGCAAUAUUGAUCACUAA
Messenger RNA from Echinostoma caproni, 399 nucleotides. The record is from the annotation of a GenBank genome assembly. Lineage: Eukaryota; Metazoa; Platyhelminthes; Trematoda; Plagiorchiida; Echinostomatidae.